Molecule: messenger RNA, 357 nt
Organism: Racocetra persica
Lineage: Eukaryota; Fungi; Glomeromycota; Glomeromycetes; Diversisporales; Gigasporaceae
Source: the annotation of a GenBank genome assembly
AUGCAAAAUACUCAAAUCCAAGAAUAUAAUGUCAAAGUUUAUAUAGAUGAUCCCGAAGAAAGUUUGGGGGAAUUAUUUGAUCAUUUUAAUCAAUUUGUGGAAAACCUUCAAGACCCUGCUAUAAAUUCUGAUUAUUUGCCUAUUGGUGCGAUUUUAGUUGAAUAUAACAAAGCCUCUAAUCAUAAUAAAUCAACAGAUGAGCAAAAACAGCCACAGCCCACUAUUGAAGAACUUCGUUAUGAUAUUCAAACAAUGAUACAAAAUCUUGAAGAUCUAGAUGUUAAUCAUUUGCAAAUCGUUCAUGAUCAAAUCUCAAAGAUUCUUGAAGACUUUCGCAGGCCAGAGAGAUCUAUAGAA